AUGACGGGCGUCGACCCAGAGGUCGCGCAACAUCGCCUCAGCAUCUCACCCGAUGCUCGCCCGGUAAAGCAAAAGCCCAGGCGCCAAGCCCCUGAUCGGCAACUCGCCAUACGAGAAGAAGUGGACCAACUUUUAGCGGUCAGCUUCAUAGAAGAAGCCAGAUACCCGCGAUGGCUAUCCAAUGUAGACCUCGUAAGGAAACAUAAUAGAAACUGGAGGAUGUGCGUUGACUACACCAGCCUCAACAAUGCAUGCCCUAAAGGUUGCUACCCCCUCCCAAAGAUCGACCAGUUGGUAGAUGCCACAGCCGGACACGCCCGCCUCUCAUUUAUGGAUGCCUUCUCAGGAUACAACCAGAUCAGAAUAGCGCCCGAAGACCAAGAGCACACGGCCUUCCUCACCGAUCAAGGGGUAUACUUUUAUAAAGUCAUGCCUUUCGGAUUGAAGAACGUCGGGGCUACGUACCAAAGAACAGUGAACAAGAUGUUCGCCCACCAGAUCGGGCGAAACAUGGAAGUUUACGUCGAUGACUUGAUCGUGAAAAGCCAAGAGGCAAGAACUCAUCUUACCGACCUGGUCGAGACAUUCGCCACGCUACGCAGGUUCGGCAUGCGUCUUAACCCCGCGAAGUGCGCUUUCGGCGUCACCUCGGGAAAAUUCCUCGGGUUCAUCAUACACGAAAGAGGGAUCGAUGCCAACCCAGAGAAGGUCCAGGCAAUUGUCAACAUGCAGUCGCCUCGGACGAUCAAAGACCUGCAGCGCCUUAACGGGAGACUCGUUGCCAUGUCACGCUUCCUUGCCCGAUCGGGCGAUCGCUGCCUCCCCUUCUUCAGGGCGCUGAAGAACCCGAAGAAUUUUCAAUGGACGGCGGAGUACGAGGAAGCCUUCAAGCAAAUGAAGCAACACUUGGCCAGCCUCCCCCGACUUGCCUCUGUCUCUCCCGGGGAAAAGAUCGGCCUCUACUUGGCUGCCUCCCAGCACGCAGUCAGUUCUAUUCUGAUCAAAGAAAACUCCGGCGAGCAGCUACCGGUCUACUAUGUCAGCCAUGUCCUAAACGGGCCGGAGGAACGAUACCCACCGAUUGAGAAACUAGCACUGGCGCUUGUGCUAUCAGCCCGGAAGCUACGCCCCUACAUCCAAGCUCACCCAGUGGAGGUCAUCACCAACCAACCACUUCGACAUGUCUUGUCUAAAUUUGAUGUUGCGGGACGUCUUCUCAAAUGGGCGGUGGAGCUCGGCGAGCAUGACACCGAGGACACGGAUCUGGAGCAACCUCCUGAACCAUGGGUCUUGCACGUGGACGGGUCGGCCAACUCAAAGGGCGUCGGUGCAGGGCUAGUGCUGCGGUCUCCCGACGGACGAUCAUUCGAGCGCUCCCUCCGCUUCGGGUUUCAAGCCACCAACAACGAGACGGAAUAUGAGGCACUCCUAGCCGGACUCAGGUUGGCCCUCGAAAUGCAAGUGGAUGCCUUACACGUCCUCACCGACUCGCAGCUGGUAGCCGAACAACUCAGCGGUGGAUACGAGGCUCGGGACCCAGUCAUGGCCAAGUACCUGGCGGGAGAAAACGAGCGAGCAGACGCGCUAGCUAAACUGGCUUCGAAGCCAGCACCCGGAGUCCGGCCCGAGAUCGACGAGCUCCCUGCCCGUGCCAUCGAAAUCGUAGCCGCGGUCUCCGGCGGCGCUCCAAUCACGUGGGUGCAGGAGUUACUAUGCUUCAAGCGGGAUGGGACCCUUCCUCCCGACGAGGCUGUGGCUCGGCGCCUGUGUCGCACGCAUGCAUGGUACUCCGAGGUGAGUGGACAACUCUAUAAGCGGCCCUUCACAUACCCCCUCCUACGGUGCUUGGAGCCCGAUGAAGCUCAGACGGUUCUGGCUGAAGUCCAUGGGAGGGUCUACGGGGAACACAUCGGCGGGCGAACCCUAGCACACAAAAUACUUCGCCAAGGUUACUACUGGCCGACCAUGUGCCGCGACACGAAGGCUUAUGUGCAGCGGUGCAGUUCGUGCCAAGAACAUGCCCGCACACCCUGGCAGCCCGCGAUCCCGCUCACCCCCAUCGAUUGCGCAUGGCCAUUUGCGCAGUGGGGUCUGGACCUGCUCGGGCCUUUCCCACUAGCCUCGGGACAGCGGAAGUACAUCGUCGUGGGAGUGGAUUAUUUCACAAAGUGGGUCGAGGCCGAACCACUGGCCACGAUCACGGAGCGGCAAAUGGAGAAGUUCGUGUGGAGGAACUUGGUGACCCGGUUUGGCUUGCCCAAAACCAUCAUUACGGACAACGGGCCUCAGUUCGCCGGUAGAAGGUUCCGGGAGUUCUGCGCAAGCCAUGGAAUCCAACUGAGGUUCAGCUCGGUGGCUCACCCUCAGACGAACGGGCUAGCGGAAGUAACCAAUCGAUCCAUUCUAGACGGGCUCAAAAGAAGAGUGUCCGCAGCCCGAUUAGCCUGGACGGACAAACUCCCGAGCGUCUUAUGGUCGUUACGCACCACCCCCAAGAUAGCGACUGGAGAGUCCCCCUACAGCCUCGCGUUCGGAAUCGAGGCCGUCCUACCACCCGAGGUAGCCAUCGCCACCCUUCGGAUGAGAAACUACGACGAGAAAAUCAUGAACGAAGGACUUCGAGCCGGCCUCGACUUGCUCGAGGAGCGGCGUGCCAACGCGCACCUGAAGGCCCUCUCUUACAAAAGAGCUGUCGCUCGGGUCUACAACCGGAAGGUACGGCCCCGACCGAUUAAGUUAGACGACCUAGUCCUACGUAAUACCGAGGUCAGCGACCCGACCUGCGCGAGGGGGAAGAUGGCCCCCAAAUGGGAGGGACCUUAUCGGGUCGACAAAAUAGUCUGA
Messenger RNA from Musa acuminata subsp. malaccensis (wild Malaysian banana), 2844 nucleotides. The record is from RefSeq and is a predicted model, not a curated record. Lineage: Eukaryota; Viridiplantae; Streptophyta; Magnoliopsida; Zingiberales; Musaceae.